Messenger RNA from Frankliniella occidentalis (western flower thrips), 1471 nucleotides. RefSeq lists its product as uncharacterized. Lineage: Eukaryota; Metazoa; Arthropoda; Insecta; Thysanoptera; Thripidae. The record is from RefSeq and is a predicted model, not a curated record. The transcript has 4 exons. Bases 1010 to 1321 code for a protein of 103 amino acids.
GAAACAACCGUCCUAUGUGUGCCAUAUGAAUGUCAUGUAAGUUACAUAUAUGUGCACCAUACAAUGCACAUGUCACAUGUAUGCAACAUGCGUUGGCCGUGCGUGUUGUACACGUGUUACAUGCAAGUGCAAACAUACAUGUCGCCUGCCCAUGUAUGUGACACAUGGCGGCCGUCCAAUCACAUGGGCACUUGGACGUUUCUACACGUAUGGCAGAAAUGCACACAUAUGGCCAUGGAUAACACACAUGGUCGGGACAUGGACACACGUAUGUGACAUAUGUGCUGGUCUCCCCUCUCCGUGUGGCACCAUGUGUGGAUACAUUGCACAUGUAUGGUCAUUGGUAACACACAUGGUCGGCGCAUGGGCACACCUAUGUGACAUACGUGCUGGUCAACCCUAUCUGUACGGUACCGUGUGUGGACACAUUUCACAUGUAUGGUCACGGGUACCACACAUGGUCAACACAACGACACAUACAUUUGACAUGUCUGGUGGUUUUCCUUCUUCGUGUGGCGCCAUGUACGGACAUAACAAACAUGAUGGUCAAGGGUUACACGCCUAUGCACACACCCCUCACAUGUGUAUUGAGCUCCACCGCCGUAUGGCACAUGCAUAAGCCUCGCAUGUAACACAUAUUGAGAGGCUGAACCCAGUUGUCGACCUACGACGGCCGCGCGACGCACGCGAAAGGAUGCGAUGCGCGGUGCUAGCCGCGCGCGCCGAGCGGGUAGGCCAGCCCGCCUAGCACCUCAGCAAGCGCGUUGCCUACGGGCUCUGGCGGUAGGCGUCAUGUUCAGGAGUAGUGCUGGCGCACUUUGGCAGCGCGGGGUAUAGCUCCGUCCGUGUGCUGCUGGCUACUUCAGCAGAGCUGGCCUCUGAUUGGCUGUGAUGGUCACAUGGACUCAACGCGCGUCUCCAUGGCUCCAGUUCAUUAGUUGAUCAGUGACAUGAUAGGGAACCAGAAUUUGGAAUUUAGAUUUCUUCAAAAUUAAGUGUGAAGUACAAGAUGGAGAUGGAAAUAAGUAGACAGGUUCGUGAGAUGGACGAGAUAGCUGCUUUUUUACGCUCAGAAAUACGUCGACUCCAGAGGAAUUUACUUGUGAUUCCCAGGGAACUGACUGAAAGCAUUGAAAUGUUUCGUCGCACUGCCGCAGUCAUAAACACAGAGUUGAAUCGGCUCGAAGAACUUCGCAAGAAAUUCCGAGUUGCAAGGACCCCUAAAUCAUAUUCUUCUUCGUCAUUCCCAAGACCACCCAGCAGAGGACCACCAGGACCAGGUGCAGGAGGAAGCAAUGCCAAAUCUGAUACGAGGCCUUGAUUGAAUGAAAAUGGUAACAGCUCAACAUCAACAGCGGCACCAAGUUGUACUUUGACUUUAGGUCUACCAAGUCGUUCCAAGGAAUUUUCAAGGACUGUUAGGCUCUGAAUAAUUUUGAUAUUAUUUAACAACUCUUUACCAAGAUGUUUA